This is a messenger RNA of Aptenodytes forsteri (emperor penguin), 1769 nucleotides long. RefSeq names its product dual specificity protein phosphatase 22-A. Gene Ontology annotation, cellular component: cytosol. Gene Ontology annotation, biological process: transforming growth factor beta receptor signaling pathway; protein dephosphorylation; positive regulation of JNK cascade. Lineage: Eukaryota; Metazoa; Chordata; Aves; Sphenisciformes; Spheniscidae. The transcript has 8 exons. The coding region runs from base 123 to 764 and encodes 213 amino acids. The record is from RefSeq and is a predicted model, not a curated record. Gene Ontology annotation, molecular function: protein tyrosine/serine/threonine phosphatase activity.
UCCUCCCCUGCCUGGCACCGGCCACUCUCCUCAGUCCCCUCCGCCUGCCGGAGCAGCCUGCCGCCGAUAGCCUUGGAGAACAAGAAGCCCCCUGAAUCCUGAGCCUGGGGAGAGAAAAAAACAUGGGGAGUGGAAUGAGCAAGGUUGUCAAAGGCCUCUACCUCGGGAACAUCCGCGACUCCGAGGACCGGGAAAACCUGCUGAGGAAUGGGGUGACGCACAUCCUCUCCGUCCACAGCGGUGCCAAGCCGGUGCUGGAGGACAUGACCUAUCUCUGUAUCUCGGCCUCGGAUUCAUCCAGUCAAAACCUGCUGCAGCAUUUUAAGGAGUGCAUCAAGUUCAUCCACGAAUGCCGGCUCGGUGGAGGAGGCUGCCUCGUCCAUUGCCUGGCCGGGGUCUCCCGCAGCACCACCGUCCUGGUGGCUUACCUCAUGACGGUGACCGAGCUGGGCUGGGAGGGCUGCCUGGCCGCCACCAAGGCCGUGAGGUCCUACGUCAGCCCCAAAACUUUGGCUCAGCAGCAGCUGCAGGAGUACGAGGUGACCUUGCUGCAGGAGUACCGCGCCUGGAUCCACCGCAACUACGGCAGGAACCCUUUCAAGGACCAGGAGGAGCUGCAGCGCUUGCUGGCCCAGCAGGAGCAGAGGCAGAAGGAGCAGCAGCUGGGGAGCAGGGAGAGCUCCUGGCUCCACUCUCCAGCUCCCACCUACCCGCUCCCCUACCACGCAGGUGGCACCAGCAGAAGCAGAUGGAUGAACAGAUAAGCAGCCGGCUGCUUGAAGGCAGGCGUUGGCCCAGGUUUGGAAAACUCUGUAUUCCCUUUGCCAAAUGCCCACGGGGGGUUCAUGUCUGGGGGCAGCAAGCAGCCAGCACCGGCCUCGGCCGUGGGCUCGAGGGUUGGAGCGGGGGGGUCAGGACUCGCAGACCUUCCCCUUGGCUGCCGGCUCCAUGUAUACCUCUGGGCAAGCCGGUCAAUUGAUGACAGUGUCUUGCUCUGUCCUGUUCCCCCAUUCCCCGGUGGAUCGCGGCCACUUUUCCACCACCCGUAGCAGCAGCAAGCCCCAUCCCUCUCUCCAGCAGCACGGUACCCGGGCUCUCCUCCGGCAGGGCACGGGGAUGCCAACACAGACCUUGGAAAGCCAGAACGGGAUGAGAUGGGGAGAGGCCACCUUGUCUUCUGUUUUGCAGUGAAGCUGGGGACCGGUGCAGCCUGCGAGGCUGCCCCGAGGAGGGAGGGACGGGUCCUGGGGUGUGGGUGUGCUGCCGAGCCCGGCUGUCACCCCGGGGGAUGGGGAGAGCGGCCGGAGGCUGAGCUGCUCCCAGGGCUGCAGAUGCCCCUUGCCCUGUUUGGACUUUCCUGGUCCAGCCUGUCCUUGGCAGAUGUCCGUCUGGCAUUUUUCUUAACCCACCCCCCUCCCAAGGGGAGAGGGGGGAAAUCCAGCAGUGCCGGAGGCUGCCCGGCCCCACCGCCUCCAUCCCCGGAGCGGGAGCGGUUUUGGGUUUCCCCUGCUGCCCGAUCUGAAUGUUGCAAAAGAAGCCAAUUGCUCGAUUGGAUUCAGUCGAGCCGCAGACCAAUUUAACGCUGUCCCUCUCCAACAGCCUUUUUAAUAUUGAAAGACCGUGACCGUGUCCCUUUUUUCAUCCCAAACUCAUACACCAUGUUCCUAAAGCGUGGCCUCGCUGCCUUCCUUUGCCAGGACUCCCCACACCCAUCCUACAAGGGGGGUCCCAACCCAUCGACACAGCCCUUCUACAUUUAAGCCUUCCAA